Molecule: messenger RNA, 445 nt
Organism: Scaptodrosophila lebanonensis
Lineage: Eukaryota; Metazoa; Arthropoda; Insecta; Diptera; Drosophilidae
Exons: 3
Coding region: 1-327 (108 amino acids)
Source: RefSeq, a predicted model, not a curated record
AUGUUUCAAACGCUCAUCAGGAUUUUUGUAUUGCUGGCACUUUUUGUGUCAAUUUUUGGAAUACGCUGUGUUCACAAGAGUAGUAUCGCAAAAGACCAUGAAGCCGAGCAUUCUGUUGAAAACCAUGAUGUAUCAGCUAGGACUGCGAAUCAUGCAAAAGGAAAACGCUGGCGAAAACAACACACUUUUAUUCGCAAUCCCAACUACAUUUCGGCCCAAAAGGCCUUCGAUGAACAGGCCGCGAACAUGCUGGUGGAAGAAUUGCCGCCAGCCCAUCCAGGCGCACAUGGGGGAAGCACCAAUGGUUGUGAAGAUUACACAGAGUAAUAUAAAUAUUUUGUUUGAUUAUUAUUUACUAAUUUCUCUAACGAAUUGUACUUAAACGACCUUUAUGAGCUGAAAAAUUAGUUGCAAUGGAAACUUUUCAUAACACAAAUUAGCACAA